CUCCUACCGCGGAGAAAUGUUCACAAACAUAACAACACAAGAACUUGCUGUACAACGAUUGACAAGAAAGAGAAGUUUAUUUGACAGAGUUCAAUUCACAUCUCAUUGAAGAAAAUCAGAUUCUUAGCCAAGAACUACAGUCCAUAUACAGAUAUAAGACGAAAGUUGGUGAAGUAAUGUUCCACGGACGAUUUUCUGGGAUAUGCUAUUAAAAGUUAUUUCUUCUAAAAGGGCGAUAAAUAAAUUGGAGUACAGCUCCCAUUUACGUCAAAGCACGAAAGAAGAAUAAUGUCGACCAUAACACUACAACUGGUUGCCAUCGGCGAUACGAAAUGUGGAAAAUCCUGUCUGUUGAUGGUAUUUUGCAGUAAAAUAUUUCCAUCAGAGUACGUUCCGACGGUUUCCGAUUCUUACUCCAAACAUCUCGCAGUUCAAAGGCGAGAUAUUGAACUCAAACUACUCGAUACUGCUGGACUAAAGGAACACGACAGGGUCAGAACUCUUUCAUAUUCGGGAAGUCACGUGAUACUCGUAUGUUACUCUAUUGAUUCGCCAGAUAGUUUUGAGAACGUCAAAGAAAAAUGGAUACCGGAAAUUGAGCGAUAUUGCUCUGGUUUACCUAUUGUGCUAGUGGGUUUGAAGAAAGAUUUACGUGACGACACAAAGACGAUUGAAUACCUUAAAGAAAAAGGUCAGCAACCUGUGAGCACCAAACAAGGACGAAAACUGGCAAACACAGUCAAAGCAGCGGCCUUUUUAGAGUGCUCCGCGUUAAAACGUGACGGUGUACAUGAGGUGUUUAAUUCAGCGGCAAGGGCGGCCAUUAUGGCCUCGAGUAAACGUCGCUGUUCAAUACUGUAGAAACGGAAUAUAUUUUUUGAGUGUAAAAUAUAGUUUUGUAGACUGGCACUGAGAGAAGUAUUUAUGGUCCAAUCAAUUUCAAUUGCACUAAUUGGUACUAAUUAUUUAUAAAACAUAUUGCAAAUAUGCUAUGUCAGAAUGAGUAAAGGCUGCUGACCGCAGCAAAGCAUUGUUUGCUUGCAUUGA
This is a messenger RNA of Xenia sp. Carnegie-2017, 1047 nucleotides long. RefSeq names its product GTP-binding protein rhoA-like. The coding region runs from base 289 to 861 and encodes 190 amino acids. Gene Ontology annotation, molecular function: GTPase activity; GTP binding. The record is from RefSeq and is a predicted model, not a curated record. Lineage: Eukaryota; Metazoa; Cnidaria; Anthozoa; Malacalcyonacea; Xeniidae. The transcript is spliced from 5 exons. Gene Ontology annotation, biological process: small GTPase-mediated signal transduction.